Leptonychotes weddellii (Weddell seal) is the source of this 4639-nucleotide messenger RNA. NCBI's taxonomy places the organism in Eukaryota, Metazoa, Chordata, Mammalia, Carnivora, Phocidae. The record is from RefSeq and is a predicted model, not a curated record.
UCUGGGUGGGAGUAUAGGCCAGUGCCAAAUCCAAGUGUUGCUCCCAAUCAUCCUUCACUAUAUUGUUACAAGUCCGGUGCUCGAGAAGGAAAUCACAUAACUGUGCUUGCAGGUUUGCAAAAUCAAUGAAGACUAAUAACACUUUCACCAGUCAGGGAGUGCUAUUCAUAAUCCCAUAUUGAAAGCUGGAAUUCCUGUGAUCACCAAAGUCACACUCAAGAAUUAUCAGCAAGUUUAUAUGUCAUCUUCAUUCUUUGCUUUAGUCCUCUUUGAUACGUAACCUGCGGCUCUCAGAGUCCUUGAGAAAGAACCAACUUUGGAACGGGAUUAUAAGUGUAACGUUGUUGGAAGGGAAGAAUGUCUCAGGAGGAAGCAUGACAGAGAUGUUUGUCCAGUUAAAACUGGGAGAUCAGAGGUGUAAAAGUAAGACACUGUGUAAGAGUGCAAAUCCGCAGUGGCGGGAACAGUUUGACUUUCACUACUUCUCUGACAGGAUGGGCAUUUUGGACAUUGAAGUGUGGGGAAAGGACAGCAGAAAGCACGAGGAGCGUCUGGGCACGUGCAAAGUGGAUAUCGCGGCCCUGCCGCUCAAGCAAGCCAACCGCUUGGAGCUGCCUCUGGAGAGCUGCCUGGGGGCUCUCCUGAUGUUGAUCACACUUACUCCCUGUGCCGGAGUCUCGGUCUCAGAUCUGUGCGUGUGCCCCUUGGCAGACCCCUGCGAAAGAAAGCAGAUUGCCCAGCGAUAUUGCUUACAGAAUUCCCUGAAAGAUAUGAAAGACAUCGGCAUUUUACAAGUGAAGGUUUUAAAGGCAGUAGAUCUCUUAGCAGCAGAUUUCUCAGGAAAGAGUGAUCCUUUUUGCUUGUUGGAGUUAGGCAAUGACCGACUUCAGACACACACCAUUUACAAAAACCUCAACCCCGAGUGGAACAAAGUUUUUACAUUUCCUAUUAAAGAUAUCCAUGAUGUUUUGGAAGUGACAGUGUUUGAUGAAGAUGGAGAUAAACCUCCUGAUUUUCUUGGAAAAGUUGCCAUUCCCUUGCUGUCCAUUCGAGAUGGACAACCAAAUUGCUACGUGUUGAAGAAUAAAGAUUUAGAACAAGCUUUUAAAGGAGCUAUUUACUUGGAGAUGGACCUCAUAUAUAAUCCGGUCAAAGCAAGUAUUAGGACCUUCACUCCCAGAGAAAAGCGCUUUGUUGAAGAUACCCGCAAGCUGUCCAAGAAGAUCUUAUCAAGGGAUAUAGACCGUGUGAAAAGAAUCACCAUGGCAAUGUGGAAUACAAUACAGUUCCUUAAAAGCUGCUUCCAGUGGGAAUCCACGUUGAGAAGUGCUGUUGCAUUCGUGAGCAUUGGAUCCUCAGGUGACCUGGGCCAGAGAAAGGAAGGGCUCCUGUGAUGCCGAAGGCCUGCUUCUUCUCUUCCUUGCUCCGCUGUGGAGAAUGCUGGGACUUGUUCUUGAAGAGAUUGGUAGUGUCACCUGGUUCUCUCCUGGGAUCUACCAAGGACAGGAUGCUGUUACUGGCCCUUAUUCAUUGGUGUGACAAUUUGUUCAUGCUUCUUUCACUUACCUUGGCGUUACGGGCAGAAGAGUUUUGUGGUGGUCUGAAGCAAGGUCUCAGGCCAAGCUUUUACUAAAUAGUAGGACUGCAUUUGAAGGCCUUUUUAUAUUCGAAAGUAGGAUGAGUGGUAUCUGAGGGUUCACUGCACAGAUGGGUAAAGAACCGUUUUUGCUGGGCCAGUUCCCAGUGGGGCUUUGCCUUCCCCUCGAGGUCCAGGAAGUGACUCUAGCACCACAAGCUAAGGGCAAAACUAUAGGAAUUUUUUUUCUUAUGUUUUGUCAGAUAACAUAAAAUAGCCGAUUAACAUCAUGUCAGUGUCUCUGUUUUCAGAGGAGACAAAGCAUGAACAUUGUAGGAUCGUGUUUGGUAUAUUCUGGCUGUUCAAUUUAAGACUUUAUGAAAGCAAAGCAUACGUUUCUAAGGAUUCCUAUGGGUGUGUAUAUGAAUAUAUCAUAGCUUGUUGAAAGCAGCAUUCAAGACAAGUGGCCUAGAAAGAUAGAAGUCCACAUGGUGUCUGGUCAGAAGUGGGUGGACAAACACGGGAAGAUUUAUCUUAUUAGACUGUCCAGGCGUAAACCCUUCCACCCUGGGAUUUAUCCCCUUUCUACUUACCCAGGUGGCUGUAUUCCUAACACUUGGAGAAGAAAGUUGUCAUUAAUCCACUGACACAUGCUAUGUGAAUGUUGCCCACAGCAUUGAAUUCAUUGUUGUAAGAAAUUAAAUUUGGAUUUUUUUUCUGAGUGGUCAAGCCAUUCAUGCGUCUAUAGGCUCAAUUUCUGUUUUGUUGGCAUGACUAUGGAAAAUCUUGCUCAUUUUGUCUCUUGGGUCUUUCUCUUUCCUCCACGUUUUCUAGAUAUUUUACUCUGUUGCAUUUUCUGAGCUUGACUUGUUAUAAAUUAAAUACGUAUAUAUUUUGUUUUUUCUGCUCAAAGAGUCCUAUUCUCAACUUUUCCAAAGGAAAACGAUGUCAGUUUAUUGACAGAGGCACAGGGUAACUAAAAAUGAUGCCUAGAAGAAGCACAUCUGGGUAUUGCCCUGUGAAUGGAUUUGUAAUUACACAUGGUGUUUCAUAGACCUGCACAUGGUCAUUCUCAGACACAGACUUUCACCUCUAGGUGUCUUUAAUAGCUCACGUUUCAGUGCUUACUGUGUGUUGGGCACCGUCCGAAGCAUCUUGCAAAUGUUACCUCAUCUAAUUCUCACCAAUACCUGCUGAUGUAGGUAUCAGUUAUUACCUUCUUUGUACAGAUGAGAAAAAUGAACCCAUAGAGGUUAAAUAGAGUGUCAGAGCUCAUAUGCUUUUAAGAAGCACAGCUGGGAUAUUAACCCAGACCAUCAGGCUUUAGAGUACAUGUGUUUAACCAUUGAGCUGUACUACCUCUCACUGAUGUUCAGAAUUGCAGUGAUUGUGGUCCUGGUAUUUAAAUAGAUGAUAAUGACUGUAGGGACAAUGACAUUAGUCAUUUCAGAUAUGUAUUUAGAUGUAAUGAAUGGGAGUUAAGCCUUUUCCAAGAUGCUUUGGGCGAGGGGGGACCCUCAUCAUUUGGGUGGGAAUAAUUCUUAGUCAUGAUCAUUAUAUUCACAAGAGAUGGAGCCAGAACUAAAGAAGCAUAAGGUGGAAAUGUCUGUACCAUCUCUGGGGAACAGCCCCGACCCUGGGAAUCACAUGCGCAUGACAUCCUUGGAAUCUAGCUUGGUGGUCUGGAAAAUCUCAGUGGCUGGUUCCAGGCUGAGCCCCCAAUUGGAGACUGAGUUAUUUUUACCCACUGUGCAGGGGAAACUCUUAGAUGAUGGAGAAGGGCUUUCAAAGGGAGCAUGAAUGCUGAAAACAAGUACAUGAAAGAGUCAUGGAUGGAAUCUACAGUUUUGCCAGAUUCUUUUUGAGAAUUCCAGGUUGUUCAAAAUAAAGGAUAAGAGUAGAGAUGAGCACAUUUAUCUGUCUAUCUACAUUAAUGCAUUCCUUCAAACAGCUAUCGGAGAGGUAGACCCACAUUUCUAGUGUGUGUGUGGGGAGGGGGCGGUACUCUAUAGUCUCUCCCCAUGUUUCCAGACAAAUACAUUAUUUAAUGAUAGUUACAAUGAAUUGAAUUUGUUCUCAAAAGAUAAUUCUGCAUUGUGAUGUUUAUACUGUGGAACCAAUCAUCUAUGGGGGAUUUUUGUUUGUUUUUCUGUUGGGUACAUGUAUUUUACAAACCCCAAUACUGUCUAUGAAAAGACCUAAUGUUACAUUAUGGCAUAAGUGAAUUAUUUUCAUAUGACAAAAAAGCAUUUACUUGACAGAUGGCAUCAUCAGAAGAUUAUUUUAAAUAACAAAGGUCUCCUAAUGCUGUAAAAAAGGAUUGCAUUUUUUUUUUUCAAUUUUCCACGAGUUUUUCAGGCACACACCUAUUGCUUAAAGGGACGCAAGUCUGUGGGGCAUUGAUGGAUUCCUUGUUUUAUUAAAUUUUUACUUGGACAUUUGAUGUUAAAAAGUAAUCUAAAUCUACCAUAUAUCAGUGGGUAUCUUCAUAAAGCUAUGAUUUUAACAUCUGUGACUUUUUUCCUCAAUUUUUUGAGUGUCAGAAAAUGAAGAAUUUCUUCUUCAGAGUCGACAGGGCCUGCGACAUGAUACAUAAUUUAAAGCAUCAAUCAACCUCUCCUCCAAUAAGGUUAAAAAUACAGUUCCCCACUUUCUUAGUGAAAUCCCAUAUUUCGUAUACAUGGAAUUCUUAGCUUUUAGAGAUCCUGGAAUGUUGAGAAAUGUGAAAUGAUUUCGCAUCGAACUUAUAAACAACAGCAGCAGUAACAGAAUGGGCCCUUCCAACCCACAUGCCACGUGUGUACAAACACACAAACACAGAAACACAGAGAGAGAGACUAAGAGAGCCUAAGAGGCAAAGGUAUUUGGAAAAUACGAAGUUUCUCCAUGAAACAUGGUGUGAAAACAGUUUAGUUAGCAUUUCAUACGCAAUCUUGAGGAUGCUUCUGUCCAUGAUCCAUUCUGUGGUCUAAAGAAUGUUCAGGUUGAAAGUACUUUGCUACAAAUGACUACUAUAAUGGGAAUUUUGUUUUUAAAUCAGACUAUUAAAAUAGUGCUGGUCCA